GGGUCGUAUUGGUGAAUGGGGUCACAGUUUCGGCCGCCAGGGCCGCCCCGGGUCGCGCUCGAGGGGCGCCCGGGCGUCCCCGGGGCGCAGGGGCGGCCGCGCGGCUCUGCCCGCCCGUGGCACGACUGCCGGGCGCCAGGCUGCCAUUUUGUCACCGUGGCUGUUGUCGCUGCAGGGGAGGGGGCGGGCGGGAGCGCAGCCUUGCGCCAUCACCCCGCGGGGCCCGGGCGUGCAGGCGGCGGGGAGCCGGCCCCGGGGGACCCCCUCGCCCCCGAAUUGCGUGCGGGCUCCCCUGGCCGUGCCCCGUGGGCGCGGGCGGCCCGAAGCGUGGCCGGGAGGGCGCCCGGCGCGGUCCAUCCCCCACCGGGCCCGGCUCCCACCGCGCGCCCUCCCCCCCGCGGCAAUGCAGGCCCGCGGGACCCCGCGCCGGGGGCUGCGGGCGUGCCGGGGGGCGCGUGGGCAUCCACGGGAGGGUGCUUCUGCGGGCUGGGGGCGCUGCAGACCGGCGGCCCCGGCGAAGCGCGGGACAGCGGCCGCCCAGCCCGGGAGGGACCGCGGCUGGUGCGUUGGGAAACGCCCUCGGUCGGGGCUGGGCCCUCCGGGAAGGUCAAAGAGCUCGUCCUGGACAACUGUCGGUCGAAUGACGGCAAAAUUGAGGGUCUCACAGAUGAAUUUGAGGAGCUGGAGUUCUUAAGUACGAUCAACGUCGGACUCAGCUCAGUCGCAAACUUACCAAAGUUAAACAAACUUAAGAAGCUUGAACUAAGCGAUAACAGAGUCUCAGGGGGCCUGGAAGUAUUGGCAGAAAAGUGUCCGAACCUCACGCAUCUAAAUUUAAGUGGCAACAAAAUUAAAGACCUCAGCACAAUAGAACCGCUGAAAAAGUUAGAAAACCUCAAGAGCUUAGACCUGUUCAAUUGCGAGGUGACCAACCUGAACGAUUACCGAGAAAACGUCUUCAAGCUCCUCCCGCAGCUCACGUACCUGGACGGCUACGACCGCGACGACAAGGAGGCGUCGGACUCGGACGCCGAGGGCUACGUGGAGGAGGGCUUGGAGGACGACGAGGAGGACGAGGAUGAAGAGGAAUAUGACGAGGACGCCCAGCUAGUGGAAGACGAGGAGGAUGAGGAUGAGGAGGAAGAAGGUGAAGAGGAGGAUGUGAGUGGCGAGGAGGAGGAAGAGGAGGAAGGCUAUAACGACGGGGAAGUAGAUGACGAGGAAGAGGAAGAAGAAGGACCUGGUGAAGGAGAGAAGACGCAGAAGCGGAAACGAGAACCGGAAGACGAGGGUGAAGAAGAUGACUAAGUGGAAUAACCUAUUUUGAAAAACAAACAAACAAAAAUUCCUAUUGUGAUUUGACUGUUUUUACCCCGUCACCCCUCCCCCCCAAAUCCCGCCCCCCGAAACUUAUUUUUUUCUGAUUGUAAUGUUGCUGUGGGAACCAGAGGGGAAAAGUGUACUGGGGGUUGUGGGGGGAGGGGGGAGGGGGUGGAAUAAAAUACUAUUUUUACUGCCACUCUUUAUUUUUUUUCCCCCCCUCUCCCCCGACCUUCCUCUCCUUUUUCUUUGUGUCUGGUUUGGUCCCGGUACACGGCAAGAGCUGAGGAACGCCUCUGGCAUGCGCCACGUGCUCCCCCUCUCAGGGGCCGCUCGCGAGGGCCCCAAUAUCUCUUGGUGUUGUCCGAGUCUCCGGAGAGCAUGGGGAGGCCCUGGCUGGCCCCGGUUUGGUUUCCUAGAGCCCAGGAGGGGCUGAGCUCCAGCCUCGACCUACCUCUUGUCCUGGGCCCCCGAUCUCUGCGGCCUGCGGCCCCCGGCGCUCUGGUUUGUAAAUAGCGACCUCAAGGCACUGGUGUGUGUGUCUGGGGCGGGGGUCCCCAUCUCCCGCCCCUUCCCGGUCACAGAUGGUGGUGGCCCCUCUCUCCUGAGAGAUGCGUCACCCCUGGAGCUGUGGGCCAGAGAGCAGGCCUGGGCGGGCCCCCGGCUCUGGGGCGAGUGCGUUUGGCAAUUCCUUUCCCAGGGAAGGAGUAAACCUCGGACACAGCCUCUUUGGGAAAUCUCGAAAGCGCCGUCCUCUUGGUUCUGGGAAAGAUGAGCGCCCUCGGGGCCCCACGGUGCCCAGGUAGCCCGUCCCCCUGUGCUCCGUGCUCGGCUCCCGCUGACAAGCUCCCGCGUGGGCAGGCGGCGCUUCCCAAGGUUGGCGGGGGGCUCUUUUUCAUACACCCGAGCACAGGGGGGCGGGAAGGGGGAGAUAAGCGCAAAAUUGUAUUUUCUUACUGAGUGGGAAUCCCGAAAUGACUGCAAACUCCCGGCGAGCGUGCUGGUCGGUGUCCGUCGGUCCGGAUCCCCUGGGGAGCUGCGCGCGGACUCCCGCCACCCCGACUCGUCUGUGUAAAGCGGCGCCUGCACCAGGUCUUCUCCGCCCCCCUCAGAAGAGCCAAACUUUGAGUUUUAUGUCUGUUUGUCAUUGAUAAAUUUCAAUAAAUCUUUUUAUACAAGU
Molecule: messenger RNA, 2500 nt
Organism: Sorex araneus (European shrew)
Lineage: Eukaryota; Metazoa; Chordata; Mammalia; Eulipotyphla; Soricidae
Gene: ANP32A
Product: acidic nuclear phosphoprotein 32 family member A
Exons: 7
Coding region: 16-1308 (430 amino acids)
Biological process (GO): nucleocytoplasmic transport; regulation of apoptotic process
Cellular component (GO): nucleus; perinuclear region of cytoplasm
Molecular function (GO): histone binding
Source: RefSeq, a predicted model, not a curated record